Molecule: messenger RNA, 838 nt
Organism: Copidosoma floridanum
Lineage: Eukaryota; Metazoa; Arthropoda; Insecta; Hymenoptera; Encyrtidae
Product: dynactin subunit 3
Biological process (GO): cytoskeleton-dependent cytokinesis
Cellular component (GO): dynactin complex
Source: RefSeq, a predicted model, not a curated record
UGUGUUCAACAACAAUGGAUCUGUCAAAGUUUGAUCUUUGAUUGAUAGUUGAUACCAAUAAGUAGAUAUGUGUUUAUUUUUUUUAACGAAAACAAAUAAAUACUUGAAAGAUUGUUGUGGUAAUAGUUGAAAAGAAUAAAGUAGAAGCAGUCGUGCUAAAAAGUCGUGCUUCGUCGAGGCUUCUUUUGAGAAAUCAAUCUAUUCAAGUGAAAAGUUAAAAGCAUCAAAGAUGAGUGAAGUUACUGAAACAACGGAAAGUACAGAAAUACCAGAAACUACUGAGGAAAUUUUAGAGAAGAGGAUUGCUGAAUUGGAGAAAAAAAUAUUUGGUUUGGAGGGAAAGCCAAGCGAUGAAAGUUUGAUGCCAGAAUCCACCAUCAUUGAAAGUAUGGAGCAAGCACAAACUAUGAUUUCAUCAGCACUUUCUGGCAGAGAAAAAUUAAGCGCACUAAUGGAAAGGCUACCUGAGUUGGAAGAGUAUGAAAAUGCAGUUUUGGAGCCUACGGAUCCACAGAUUGAUGUUAAACUUGAGUAUAUUUUAGCCAUGGAAUCAGAAAUCAGACAGUAUGUCGAGAACUUGAAGACAAUAAAAGAAUUGAUGCCAGUGUUGGAUAGCAAUCGGUUCGAUAAUUUGCCCGAAAUGGCAGAAAAGUUGACUAAUUUAUCUUUGCAACAUAUAGAAUUGGGGGACCAAGUAAACACAGUAGAUUCAGCUACAAAAGAACUGAUGACUAGGUAUAAUAAUAUCAUUACAAAUAUAUCUCAAACUUUGAUUGCCUUGGACACAGAAAUAACCAAGUUGGAAAAGGAGAAGGAGCCAAAAAAAGUGAUUGAUUGA